CUUUUGACGUUUUAGUGGUGUUGCGUGUGGGCAGCGCGUUUGGUUUAUAAAUUAGGGUUUGAGACAAAUUUUAGAGACAUCAGAGAAAAAGGAAAUUUUAUAUUUCAGGGGGAGAGAGAGGGAUAGUGAUCUGAGAUGUCGUAUCUGCUACCACACCUGCACUCAGGAUGGGCUGUAGAUCAGGCUAUCCUGGCGGAGGAAGAGCGUCUCGUGGUCAUCCGAUUCGGCCACGACUGGGACGAAACCUGCAUGCAGAUGGAUGAGGUGCUUGCUUCAGUUGCUGAAACGAUAAAGAACUUUGCUGUGAUUUAUCUUGUUGACAUAACGGAAGUGCCUGAUUUUAACACAAUGUAUGAGCUGUAUGAUCCAUCCACAGUCAUGUUCUUUUUUAGAAACAAACACAUUAUGAUUGACCUUGGCACUGGAAAUAACAACAAGAUUAACUGGGCUCUCAAGGACAAGCAGGAGUUCAUAGACAUUGUUGAGACUGUAUACCGUGGGGCAAGGAAGGGUCGCGGUCUGGUAAUUGCUCCAAAAGAUUACUCUACUAAGUAUCGCUACUGAGUGUUCUUGUAAGCUGUAGUUAAUCAGGAAGAUCUGCGAUCAACUUUUGCAAAUUUCAUGCCAUUUGCAUUACUUGCAUGAAUGUUGGGAUAAUUGACUUGAGAGUAAUAUUUGAGAUGAAAAUUUGAAACAUA
This is a messenger RNA of Durio zibethinus, 698 nucleotides long. RefSeq names its product thioredoxin-like protein YLS8. NCBI's taxonomy places the organism in Eukaryota, Viridiplantae, Streptophyta, Magnoliopsida, Malvales, Malvaceae. The record is from RefSeq and is a predicted model, not a curated record. Gene Ontology annotation, biological process: mRNA splicing, via spliceosome. Gene Ontology annotation, cellular component: spliceosomal complex; U4/U6 x U5 tri-snRNP complex; U5 snRNP.